ACGGAACCCGUUGAAGCCAUAAUAGGAUUCCGCCUACUCAAUCACUAUAUGGCUAAUCGGCUUUGGAAAGCCGCAGUAGAGCACCAUGCGUUUUUCCGCCUGAAAGAAGCACGUGCACCGAAAGGACCACCAAAUCCGUUAAAUCCAACAUACGCGUAUACCGGACGUACCUUUUUCCAGUAUCGCACAAUGAAUAUAAAUCGACCACAUCCACAUUUCGAUCGAUCGUUGAUGAAACGCCGCACAGCUAGUAUGCCCACCGGGCUAAACAAAACUGGGAGCAUUCAUACUCUGAAUCGGACGCACCCCCGUGACAUGACAGUUGGCCGUACGCAAGAGGCGGACAGUCUUGGCAUUCGACGAAGCGGUUCCGCUCAAAUGUCACUGGCCACUGCUGGCCACGCCAGUUCCACCGGACAACUGUACAGCACGGUCCCUCGAGGCGCAGAUUCUCACGAUGGCCGAUCUCAGAUAAGUCGAAUGACCAGUGAAGUAGGUGGGGGCCGCAGUCUUUCAUAUGCAACCGGUGGUCGGGGUAGUUCCACAAACAAUUCCCGUGCUCAUGAUUACAUCAACUAUCCUAAAGGUCAACCAGCCGGUGGUUGGCAUGACGAAGGAGGUUCAAUGUUAAGUGGAUCUGUUGUGAGCAAAUCCACCGUUCGACGAUCAAGCAUCAGUUCGCGUCAAUCGGAUCGACGCAAAGAUCGUCGCCCGCUAUCUCCCGUCUAUGUGAAUGCCCCAGCUCGUCCGGGUGAUGCAGGCGAGACCCCAAGCGAAUUGGAUCAGGUCAGUUCCACUUGGCACACCAGUGAUCGGUCUUCUAGUCGCAGAAAUCCUCCAAGAGGCGGGGUCCCGGUACUCGGAGGUGUUAUGCUCCCCUCCCAAAGCUCUCGAAGCAGCCAGGGUGUUACUCCCAUUCCUCGAUCCAGGCAUCGCCAGCAGCAUAUACAAGAAGAAUUCGAACCUGAGCAGUUAAGCGAUGAAGCAGAAGAAGUGGAAUAUUACGCGUCGGAGGAAUCGCAUCAGGAACAACAUCAUUCACAUACCAAUAAACACAGACAGCCAAAGUCGCCGGCCAAUCAGAUUGUAAGUUUACGGUAA
This is a messenger RNA of Echinostoma caproni, 1101 nucleotides long. The record is from the annotation of a GenBank genome assembly. Lineage: Eukaryota; Metazoa; Platyhelminthes; Trematoda; Plagiorchiida; Echinostomatidae.